Molecule: messenger RNA, 547 nt
Organism: Laetiporus sulphureus 93-53
Lineage: Eukaryota; Fungi; Basidiomycota; Agaricomycetes; Polyporales; Laetiporaceae
Exons: 3
Coding region: 48-434 (128 amino acids)
Source: RefSeq, a predicted model, not a curated record
CAUCUCGUUCGAUAGCAAUUCGCAUGACGUGAACAGUACAUAAAUACAUGCAACUUUUCCACCUCAUCAGCUCUGGCUUAUUGCCUCCAGGAAGUCCAAGUUGGCUAAUGUCCGGCACGACGAUGAAUGUGUCUGUGAACACAAAUUUGUCACCUGCCUUUGCUGAUCUGCCCACAAUCUGGCAGAUCUCCCGCCGCCUGACUUUCUGCUCCAGUGCGUCAAAACAUCAAUCGCCUCACUACUGCCUACGAAUCGUCCCAGCCUUCCCAACUUGUUCAUCAUCAUCCCCAAACUAUGCCAUCACUUGGACGCUUUCUGACCUUUCCAUAGCUCGCUCCCAAGCCGUUCUCCUGGAGCUUCGAGACUCCCGACGAAGCGCAGGAAGUUGUCGAGGCGUACACGCUAUGAACGUCGCCGGUUCGAGAAGUACAUAAAAUCCGCACAAAAAGCGCUUGGUAACGAGGCAGUGCAGCGCAAUCACCGCUCAGAUACGAUCAAACGCCAUACCGAGAAGAUUGAGUAUUUGCACGACGUGCUCGCGUCAGGU